GCUGCUGCCGGCGCCGCUCCGCUGCUUCCCGAGCCGGAGCCGCGGGAGAGUCCGGAGGCUGCUGCGCCCAGGGACACGGCGGGCCCGAGCCCCCAGGCAGCGCCCCCAGCUCGGAUCGGCCCCCGGGGGCAGCUCGCCCAGGCGGGUGUGGACACGAAGGGCCGGUGGCCGGCUGGCUCCGCGGAAGCCGGGACACAGGGGCUGGGCGUGUGCGCGCUGCGGGGGCGGCUCCGCUCCCCGAGCCGGGGCCAGCAGCACCGAGGUGCCGCGGCUGACGCCCGCCGGGGGAGGCGCGAGGAGCCAGGGCCGGGGGCAGAGCCGGCCCCGCGGGGCAGCCCCGCUUGGAGAGGGGCCCGGCCCGGGGCGCCAUGGCCUGCAGCCUGAAGGACGAGCUGCUCUGCUCCAUCUGCCUGAGCAUCUACCAGGACCCGGUGAGCUUCGGCUGCGAGCACUACUUCUGCCGGAAGUGCAUCACGGAGCACUGGGUCCGGCAGGAGCAGCAGGGCGCCCGCGACUGCCCCGAGUGCCGCCGCACCUUCGCCGAGCCCACGCUGGCGCCGAGCCUCAAGCUCGCCAACAUCGUGGAGCGCUACGCGGCCUUCCCGCUGGACGCCAUCCUGAGCGCGCGGCGCAGCCCCGCGCCCUGCAAGGACCACGAGAAGGUGAAGCUCUUCUGCCUCACGGACCGCGCCGUGGUCUGCUUCUUCUGCGACGAGCCCGCCGUGCACGAGCAGCACCAGGUCACCAACGUGGACGACGCCUUCGAGGAGCUGCAGAGAGAGCUGAAGGAGCAGCUCCAGGCGCUGCAGGACAGCGAGCGCGGCCACGCUGAGGCCCUGCACCUGCUCAGACGCCAGCUAGCCGAGACCAAGUCCUCUGCCAAGAGCCUGCGGGCCACCAUCGGGGAGGCCUUUGAGCGGCUGCACCGGCUCCUGCGCGAGCGCCAGAAGGCCAUGCUGGAGGAGCUGGAGGCUGACACCGCCAGGACUCUGACUGACAUCGAGCAGAAGAUCCAGCGCUACAGCCAGCAGCUGCGCAAAGUGCAGGAGGGCAGCCAGAUCCUGCAGGAGCGGCUGGCUGAGGUGGACAGGCACGCCUUCCUGGCAGGCAUCGCCUCGCUCUCGGAGAGGCUCAAGGGAAAGAUCCAUGAAACGAACCUCACCUAUGAAGACUUUCCUACCUCCAAAUACAUGGGCCCCCUGCAGUACACGAUCUGGAAAUCGCUCUUCCAGGACAUCCAUCCGGUGCCAGCAGCCCUCACGCUGGACCCUGUCACAGCUCACCAGCGCCUCAUCCUCUCGGAUGACUGCACCAUCGUGGCCUACGGCAACUUGCACCCGCAGCCGCUGCAGGAUUCACCCAAGCGCUUUGACGUGGAGGUGUCGGUGCUGGGCUCAGAGGCCUUCGGCAGUGGCGUGCACUACUGGGAGGUCAUCGUCUCGGAGAAGACCCAGUGGAUGAUCGGGCUGGCGCAUGAGGCUGUCACCCGCAAGGGGAGCAUUCAGAUCCAGCCCAGCCGCGGCUUUUACUGCAUCGUCAUGCACGACGGCAACCAGUACAGCGCCUGCACCGAGCCCUGGACCCGGCUCAACGUUAAGAGCAAGCUGGAGAAAGUAGGUGUCUUCUUGGACUAUGACAAAGGGCUCCUGAUCUUCUACAACGCUGAUGACAUGUCGUGGUUGUACACCUUCCGGGAGAAGUUCCCAGGCAAGCUCUGCUCGUACUUUAGUCCUGGCCAGAGCCAUGCCAAUGGCAAGAACGUGCAGCCGCUCCGCAUAAACACCGUCCGGAUCUAGGAGGGAGCAGGGAAGGGAGCCUGGAGCUGUACAGCCUCCUCCUGGCCGGCAGGCUGAGUCGAGAGUCCCUGCUGAGACAGUUCCCACCUACCCCUUCCUGCGGGGCAUGGGGAGAUUGUCAAGCUCCGGGGCUGUGCCGUUCCUAGCUCUGGCCUCCUGGCAGU
This is a messenger RNA of Mauremys mutica (yellowpond turtle), 1960 nucleotides long. RefSeq names its product tripartite motif containing 62 (gene TRIM62). The record is from RefSeq and is a predicted model, not a curated record. Gene Ontology annotation, biological process: innate immune response; positive regulation of canonical NF-kappaB signal transduction. The transcript is spliced from 5 exons. The coding region runs from base 369 to 1796 and encodes 475 amino acids. Lineage: Eukaryota; Metazoa; Chordata; Testudines; Geoemydidae. Gene Ontology annotation, molecular function: zinc ion binding; protein binding.